CAAUACCUCUCACUUCCGUUCAUUGCGCAUAAUAAUUUAUUUCGAGCUAGCGGCGGUAGACAUUGCAUUCAUAUUAAGCCUUAAAAAUAUCCACCGUCAUCAAUCCCCCACAUUUGUUUCACUGCCGAAUUAUUUCAUAAAUCGUUUAAUCAAAGAAAGAGGUCAACAUGGCUGUUGAGAUGAGUAUCGAAAACCUGAAGAAGACGUCGGCUGCUGACGACUUUCAGGACAACAGUGAAGAUGGCACAAUGAAUUUAAUUCAUGUGAGAUGUCAACAGCGAAAUGGCCGUAAGAUGAUCACGAUAGUCGAGGGUAUCUCUCCCAUUUAUUCACAGCAUCGCAUUGUCAAGAAAAUGAAAAAGUUUUUCAACUGUAAUGGGAAUGUGCACAAAACGGAACAAGAUUUUGGAGAUGUUAUCCAGCUGCAAGGAGACCAGAGAAAUAAAGUCAAGGAAUUCCUUGUGUCUUGUGAAUUGGCCAAGGAAUCUCAGAUUAAACUCCACGGUGUUUAAAUUGUUACCUUCCAGUCCAUGCCGAGGUCAAUGACUUUGUCAGCAUUGUAAAUUAUGUAAAAACAGAGCUGCUUAUUUUAUGACUGUCCAUAGCAAUGAUUCCACUGUUAGAGUUGGGGUUGAUUGUUAAAUGUUAACCCAGUGGUUCUUGCUCACAUGCCAUGACUGAGCAACUUUUUCGGUGGUGCUAAGGUUGCCUGUUCAUUUUGCAGGUUACAUCCUGCAUUUACGUUGUUGCAUACAAUCUGUAAAUUCCUCAUUUUAAUCAAAUAGUUCUCAUAUGUGACUCUUAAUUUUUUAGAUCUAAUGGGGUUGUGCUAAAUAUAUGCCAAUAUUCAAUCACCCACUGAAUAUCCGAAUACAUGUAGCAUGUUCCCAAUUUCAAGAUUUGAAAAUGUGAUUGGUCUCAAGAAUAAAAUAAACAACCUUAACAUUAUUUUAAUAUAGGUUUUCCCGGCCAAUUUCACCAAGUUUUCAUUCAAUUUAACGCCUGGCUUAUUCGAUUUAGAUUGAAAUUGAAAGAUCGUGCA
Messenger RNA from Patiria miniata (bat star), 1042 nucleotides. Its product is annotated as eukaryotic translation initiation factor 1-like. The transcript has 4 exons. Gene Ontology annotation, molecular function: RNA binding; translation initiation factor activity; ribosomal small subunit binding. The record is from RefSeq and is a predicted model, not a curated record. Gene Ontology annotation, cellular component: eukaryotic 43S preinitiation complex. NCBI's taxonomy places the organism in Eukaryota, Metazoa, Echinodermata, Asteroidea, Valvatida, Asterinidae. The coding region runs from base 168 to 512 and encodes 114 amino acids. Gene Ontology annotation, biological process: translational initiation.